AUGGCAGCAGUUAAAUUUGGCUCCCACUUGAAAGAAUUAAGAUUUUUGUUAUGUCAAACAUCUAAAUCCAGUCAAGGUGUCAGGGAGUUUAUAGAAAAAGAGUACGUGCCCUUGAAAUUGAGUAAUCCAAAAUUUCCAGUUCUAAUUAGAGAAUGUUCAGCAAUAGAACCUCGAUUGUAUGCACGAUAUGAAUUCGGCAAAGAAGCUUCUAUAUCUCUAGGAAAUUUAAAACCAGAAGAAAUUCUUCAGAAGCUAAAACAACUAGCCACUGCAAAACCUUAA
Cotesia congregata is the source of this 282-nucleotide messenger RNA. The record is from the annotation of a GenBank genome assembly. Lineage: Eukaryota; Metazoa; Arthropoda; Insecta; Hymenoptera; Braconidae.